Tachysurus vachellii is the source of this 4010-nucleotide messenger RNA. RefSeq names its product keratocan (gene kera). Gene Ontology annotation, molecular function: protein binding. The record is from RefSeq and is a predicted model, not a curated record. Bases 1257 to 2288 code for a protein of 343 amino acids. The transcript has 3 exons. NCBI's taxonomy places the organism in Eukaryota, Metazoa, Chordata, Actinopteri, Siluriformes, Bagridae.
UUUUCCAGAGAUGCCAAUCAACCUACCAUGCACGUCUUUGGACCGGGGGAGGAAACCGGAGUACCCGGAGGAAACCCCCGAGGCACGGGGAGAACAUGCAAACUCCACACACACAAGGAGAAGGUGGGAAUCGAACCCCCAACCCUGGAGGUGUGAGAUGAACAUGCUAACCACUAAGCCACCGUGCUCCCAUGCUGUAGAUUUAUAUUUGCAAAUUGCUGGAUCUAAGAGGCCCAAACCUGUUCCUGCAUGUCAAUGCCCCUGUGUCCAAAACCAAAAACCAAGGUGUAGAAAACCAUGGUGUAGAAGAUCUCACAUGGCCUGUACAGAACCCUGACCUUCUUUGGGAGGAAAGGAAAUGACUGCACCACAGAACACAGACAGACAGACAGACAGACAGACAGACAGACAGACAGACAGACAGACAGACAGACAGACAGACAGAUAGAUAGAUAGAUAGAUAGACAGACAAACAGAUAGAUAGAUAGAUAAAUAGAUCUUCCCAGUUGGUAGCAUAUGAAAGGGAACAGAUGACUGAUGGUUGGAAUUGGCAGGUGACCAAAAAGUGAUAAAAGAGUCCUAUAGAAACAACCCCAAAAACAUCCAUCAUAAAAUUCUAACCUGAACCUGUUAACCGAAUAAGUGAGCUCGAGUAACACUAGCGAAAGCGUAUGCCCUCGAAGCCCCCCAGUUCAGUUUCACCUUUAACUCUACAUAUUUCAGACAAACAUGUCUGUGCAAUAUCUGUAACCCUGCUCAGGCACACACGGACAAACUGAUGGAUGUGCCCUCUGGGUGGUCUGGUAAACUGGAGCAUUCAAAACGUGAAAGCAAUGCAGCAGAGUAAGCAAGCUGUGGGUGUGAGCAAUCUAACCCCCCUUCUACCGUCUCCGCUAUUCCUCCGUUCCUCUCGCAUCUUUUACCUUUAAGGAAAAAAAGAAGGAAAAAGAUGAUUGGCAAAAGAUAGACAGUGCAUGCCCCAAAAAGACUCUGAUACACACACUCACACAACCCCCUUUUUUUUUUCUAGAUCCAGCAGAUGUCAUGGGUACAGCCUUGAGGGAAUAGCACUACAAACAAUACAUAUCUAAUAAAGGACAGAGAGACACUGAAACGACACAGAGAGACGUUCACAGAGACCAGAUUGGACCACGAAGUAGGAGAAGGUCAUUUGGAACACGAAACCAAGACAAGAACUGUCCCAUAAACUGCCACUUUUCCAUGUCCAGCUCUGAAAAUUCAGGCUGAGGUUCAAAAUGAAGUCGUUCCUCACUGCUUUUGCAAUUCUGCUACUAGCUGGCUCAGUGGAUUCUCAGGAAAUGUCAUAUGAACACUUACUGUCCCAACUGCAUGCCUGCCCCAAAGAGUGCUACUGUCCUCCCAGCUUCCCCAAUGCAGUUUAUUGCAACAAUAGGGGGCUGAAAAGAAUCCCCAAGAUCCCCCCAUUCACCUGGUAUUUGUACAUACAGAACAACCUCAUUGAUGUCCUUUCAGCAGAUGCCUUCCAUAACACCACACAGUUGAAGUGGAUCAACCUUAAUCAUAACAAGAUCUCAAAUGAAGGAGUGGAAGAAAAUGCACUUAAAGCCUUGCCCAAUCUGCUGCAUCUCUAUAUGGAAGAAAACUUGCUCACCUCCAUACCUUCUCCUCUUCCACCAAAGAUAGAACAGCUACAUCUCUCCAGAAACCGGAUCUCAAAAAUCCCAGCAGGUGUCUUUACUGGGAAGAAACAUCUCAUGUUACUCAACCUGCAGGGUAACAAACUACAGGAUGAUGCAGUUAAUGAGGUCAACCUUAAAGGCCUCAGUGGUUUGGUUCAGAUCAACUUGGCAAAGAACCAUCUGAACAGCAUGCCUAAAGGUCUUCCACCAUCCACUAUUCAACUCUACUUGGACGGCAACAAUAUUCAGAAGAUCCCUGCAGAAUAUUUCAAUGGACUCCCCAAGAUGGCCUUCCUAAGGCUUAAUCGCAACAAACUAGUUAAUGGAGGGAUCCCAAAGAAUGUUUUCAACCUUUCCAGCAUCCUGGACCUACAGCUUUCUUAUAACCAACUUACAGAGGUACCACUAAUUUCUUCUGUCCUGCAGCAUCUACACCUGGACCACAAUAAAAUUAAGAGUGUGAACUCCUCUGACAUCUGCCCAGUUUCUGCUGACACUUUUGAUGACUACUUUGAUGAAAGAGUCCCUCAACUCCGCUACCUCCGCCUUGACGGGAACGACAUCAAACCUCCAGUUCCCAGAGAUCUGAUGAUCUGCUUCCGACGUCUCAGUGCUGUAGUCAUAUAAGGUUAGGACUAGCCAGCUUGUGGUGGACUGGAAGAAAUGCUUUUGUAAAACAUAAUGUUCUAUCCUGGUGAUCUUGUACUUGUACACAGCGGACAAAAGAGGUUUAGAGAUAAGUUUUGCUUCUGAAGUGACUUCACUGUGACUUUACUGUGCUUUAAGUUGAUUUAGAUUACAGUAUACAUGGUAGAAGAGGAAUAGCAUUGUCAGUAGUGUUAAUUUCGUCAGACGAGACGAGACGAAAUAUGUUCGACAACAACCUUUUUUUUUCAUGACUAAGACGAGACGAUGACAAGACUGCACCACUGUCCAAAAACGCUGACUAAGACUAAAUUAACAUGCAUUAUUGUUGACGAAAAAAGACGAGACAAAAAUGUUUUGUAUAAAAUAAAACCUAAGAUAAAAUCUCUCUUCAUUUUCGUUUACAAUUGUCUCUGCUUUUUCAUCAGCUGUUACGCCUUUAAAAUAUUCACAACGAGUUUGCGGCUUCGCGCUGUUUAGUGUGUGCGUAGAAACAAUUCGUCCACACGCCGCUAAAACAAACUCCUGAGCGCAAGUCCACCCCUGGUCUAGUCAGGCUUUUUGUGUUAAAUUAUAUUUCCUGUUGCUGUGCAGGCUGUUUUAUUGUACAUGACAGCUUAUGUCCCGAUGACCGGUCUUUGCAUUACGAUUAAAAGCAGUAUCAAUAAAGUAAAAAAUGUGGUGUGCAGUCAAGUUCGAGUGUAUGCACUGUUUAAACGAGUGUUCACAACUUCUCACCGAUACUUUUGUGAUUCGCGGACUGUAAAUAGGUUGUGUUUUAGGCCCACAGUAAAGUGGCCUAUUCUUUUCAGUUUUUCUGAGUAUAUUCAUUUUAUUUCUGAUUUGAACAGAAACAUGAGACACAAGGCAACCAAAACAGUUUUAAAAACUUUUGUAACUUAAGUUGUCAGUCGGAGUCUGUUGGGCUCCAGCUUUAGAAUUGUGUUGGUUAAAAUAAAAUACUCUUCAGAACAGGUUCAUCAUUUGUGAAUGUGUCUCCUAAAUCAGACAUUGAAAACCAGACAUGUUUAACAUUUGCAUUCAACAAAAAUCAUUCAACAAGUGUAUUUUGUCAGGUAAUUAUGACGUUUAACCAAUGCUUGUGUCACGAUGAGACAAAGGCGAGUGAGGAUCCAAACGCAGUUCAAUCUUUUAUUAAUCCAAAUCAAGCAACAGGCAAACAGACAUGCAGGCAACACCAGGCAAAAUACUGAGCAAACAGGGACACAGACACAAACAUACAACAACCAACCCCAGGGAAGUGAACAAACAGGGUAGAUAUAGCAAACAGGAACCAAUCACCAAGCAGAGACAAUCAGUGACUAACAUGAUACACCUGGGGGGGAGAUAGAGUGCAAUUAGUGUCCAUGGUAACCAAUGAGUGGGCGGAGCAAACAAUUAACAGCAAGGCAGACAGCAGACAGAAACAGGGCAAAACACAGACAGACUCAUUACAGUUUGAGAUGUGAAACACUUUUUUUUUACUGAAAUGUUUAUCAGUAAUAAUCUCAGUAAUAAUUUGUUAUUUUUAAAAAAGACUACAAUUUUUUUGACUAAAACUAGACUAAAAUUAAAAGACUUUUAGUCGACUAAAACUUGACUAAGAUACCUUGUUUUCUUUUGACUAAAACUAGACUAAAAUGACGAGACUUUUAGUCGACUAAAACUUGACUAACAAAAAAAGAUAUGUGAAUGACUAAAUAU